AACGUUUCGAUUGUGAUACACCAGUGAUUUACAAAAUUAUAGAAUAAAAACCUUCGCAUUAGGAAGUGUGUGACGGCUCAAGCAAGUGUUAUAUGUGCUAAUCAAUCAGUUGAGAUCCGACACCCGUUAGUUUGAUACAACUGCUCGUUGUGAGAAAAUUCAUACUGCACCUGGCUGAUUAACGAUUGAUAGAGCAAAAUGAUCUCGAAAGGUUUAGUGACGGUUCUAGCGGUGGCAGUGCUGGCCCAAGUUGCAUGUGGUUUACCGGCUCCGCAAUGGCUGACAUUCAAAGACGGCAAAUUCGGCGUUAAUUUCGGAGGAUACCACGCUGAGGCCGGACUGGGUGGAAUACUGACUGGCAACACGGCUCACGGAGGCCUCUCGGCAUCGGCUGGAACUCCACAUGGUCAACAAGCUGGCGCAGGGCUGGGUGGUCUCCUAGGCGGAAAUGAUCGCACAGCAGGUGGAGGCUAUGCCGGAGCAACAGCAGGAAACGGCGUUGGAGCAAGUGCAGCCUUUGGAGGUGGUUUGGAGAAUGCAGGAGGUGCCGGUGGUCUCGGCGCUGAGGCGCACGCACCCGGAGUAAGCAAGAAAGUUGUGAAAAUUGGACAGACCAAUGGAGCUGCACCACACAGCGAGAUUGUGCUUGAGCAUGAGGUUCCGCCAGCACCCCAGGCUAUUCGCACCCGUUUCAACGAUGAAUUCGAUUCCAAAUUGAAGACAAAGACAGUGCUGAAGGAAGUUCAUACCGAUCUGCAAGCUCCACCAGUCCAUCAACCAUCAUCCUACAAUACCCAUACCAAAACCGUUUACAAAAAGAAGUUCAUCUCACACCCGCAUAAGGUAGCAAUAGUUGAAAGUUCCCAUGAUCAUGGCGCGCAGGGUGGCACCGUUUCGAACAGCGUAGAUCUAAACCGAUUUUUCGAUUUCCAAGCUUUUUCAAACAUUGCUGCUAGUUACUCGCACCCUGCUCCUCCAGCGCCAAAACAUCACCAAGAUUCCGAAAUUCGCAAAGAGGCUCACCUUAGUACCAGAUUUGACUCAAAUGGCCAUUCUGGAGGAUCUACUUACACCGCUGUGGGAGCUACUCAGAACACCAACUUCUGGAAUGAUAUUUUCAAUAUUCCCAUUUCAACGUUGACUGCCGUAAACCAGUUUUUGAACAACAAGUCUGGUAGCGGAACCAUCCACGUUAAUAAGCACACCGAGGUGCAUUGACUUCGAUGAGCAAUCAUUAUUGUAAGUGCUUCAUGGCGAAGUUUAUUUUGAUCAAAUUCAACAAGGAAAAAGCAUUUGCAAGCUUACCUAUAAGAUACUCGAAAAAUAUAUUGACCAUAUUUCGUAAUUUCUUGAUUGUUCUCUAU
Messenger RNA from Ochlerotatus camptorhynchus, 1364 nucleotides. RefSeq names its product merozoite surface protein 2. The transcript is spliced from 7 exons. NCBI's taxonomy places the organism in Eukaryota, Metazoa, Arthropoda, Insecta, Diptera, Culicidae. Bases 199 to 1218 code for a protein of 339 amino acids. The record is from RefSeq and is a predicted model, not a curated record.